This is a messenger RNA of Prorocentrum cordatum, 419 nucleotides long. The record is from the annotation of a GenBank genome assembly. Lineage: Eukaryota; Dinophyceae; Prorocentrales; Prorocentraceae.
GGCACGCGGCCAACGCCGAGGUCGCCGCCCUGCGGGAGUCGGCCGCCGCUGCAGCACCAGCCUCUCUGUGGCGGAGUCUAUCGAUGAUUGAGGGCGAUGAACUGUUCAUCGAGUACGCGGUGCAGCCACCGCUUUUGCAUGGUCGUGCUGUGGUGGCUGUGUCGGUGGUCCGCCCUACUGAUUGCGUGGUCAUCAUUUCCGACGAUGAUCUGUACGUGGAGGAGCUAGGUCCAGGCAGCACGGACAUUCGUGCCUGGUAUCGCCGUGUCCACGGAGGGCGUCCCCCGCCUGCCGCUGGGGGUAUCCCCGUGUACGACUUCGCGGCCCCGCUCACGCUGGCCGACUUCGCGGCGCUGCGCCCCGCCGCCGUCAGGAUGGUGGCCGAGCACGACGCCGCGCUCGUCGCCGCAGGGGUGCAG